Messenger RNA from Pectinophora gossypiella (pink bollworm), 1683 nucleotides. RefSeq names its product collagen alpha-1(I) chain-like. Lineage: Eukaryota; Metazoa; Arthropoda; Insecta; Lepidoptera; Gelechiidae. The record is from RefSeq and is a predicted model, not a curated record. The coding region runs from base 180 to 1328 and encodes 382 amino acids. The transcript has 6 exons.
CCGGACCGCGCGCGAAGUUCAGUUACAUAACAGAGGGCGCCGCAGACGGUCGCCUGCACACGACCCCACUAAAUAAAUAAUUUAUAUUUAGUAGUUUAAAUCCGACAAGUACAUAGUAAUGCGGAAUAAUAAAAUAGAUGAAUAAAUAAUUUAGUGAUUUUUAAAUUUUUGUUCGCGUCAUGAUGUAUUUUGACAUUCGAGCUCUAUUGGUCCUGGCAUGUGUGUGCACAUGCGCGUGCGGCGCAGGCUGGUCGUGGCCGGCGGGCGCCGAGUCGGUGCGCAUCGACACCAAGGUGCGCUUCGUGGACGACGAGCCUGCGCCCGCGCCGCCUGACAAGUCAGUCUCCACCACCGUUGUCAUAGGCAAGCGCAGCGAGGUACAGUCAGACGAAGCCCCGUUCCGGCCUCCGGUGGAGACCGAGGGCUUCUACAACCGGCCGCCGGGCGCCGCCGGCCGCUACCCCGUGCGCGUGCGCGUCGAGGGCAGCGCCGCCUACCGCGUAGACCAACACGCCGUCUACCCAGUCAGCACUGCUAAAAGUAACGAUGGAACCAUAGACUCGGUGCAGUAUUGCAAGUGUGUCUCCACACCGGACUGCAACCCGAGACACGAUUCCGCUGAAGUGUGCGGCGCCGGCAAAUAUCUCUGUUGCUACAAACGACCGAAUAAGUUAAAACAGCACAAUACAGAGUUCUUCAAUGAAAUAGACGACGAGCGUCCUAUGCUGUACCCGGGCAAGGAGGACGUGGGCGGUCCGUUCCCGCCGCCGCCGGGCAGCGAGCUGGGCGGCGUGUUCGGCCCCGGCCACGGCCACGACGCCGUGCUGCUGGGCGCCGUCGACCAGGCGCGCGACACACACGUCGACGACCUCUUCGCUGAUGCCAGGAAGCCGUCACUCGUCGGCCCCAGCGGCCCAACCGGCCGCUUCGGCCCCCCGCCCGUCCUCACCGGCCCCGGCGGGCCCACCGGCAUCAUCGGCCCAGCGCCCGUCAACACCGACAACCGUGCGUCCGCACAGAGAAACGUUCUAGUCGGCCCCGGCGGCCCGACCGGCAUCAUAGGACCCUACAACCAGCGGCCCGUGCUCGUCGGUCCGGGCGGGCCCACCGGCAUUAUCGGCCCUAACAGGGGAGGAUCACGAGGAGUAUUAGUCGGGCCCGGAGGCCCCACGGGCAUAAUAGGCCCCUCGUACUCUAGGCAACAGCGGCCGGGGCUGCUGGUGGGCCCCGGGGGUCCGACCGGCAUUAUUGGACCCGGCCGGCAGCUGCUUGUGGGCCCCGGCGGCCCCACGGGCCACAUCGGCCCGCAGCGAUACUUCGGUAACUAGCUGCGAUGACUAAUGUGUCGUGUACUAAUACAUCGUGUCCCGGCCGUAGUGUUUACGUUCAGACUGUGAGUGCCGCCAGUGCCCGUAAAUGUAAAUAUUAUGUUAGAUCUAUAAUGAACGUAUCAAGUACUAAUUACCGUAGUUCAUAUUGUUUUAUUAAAUAAGUAGCUGUGUCUUAGCUUUAUGUAUUAAGAUACAAUGUGUUGUUAUUUUUUAUGUUUAUUUUUCAGUAAUUUUAGUUAGCAGUUACAUAAAAUAAGUGUGUGGGAAAGUAAGUAUACUUAAUUACAUUUGUACAUAAUACUGUAGCUGCGUUGUAUGUGAUUUGUUAUUAAUAAUAUAAUAUUUGGAGUAA